Molecule: messenger RNA, 983 nt
Organism: Eurypyga helias (sunbittern)
Lineage: Eukaryota; Metazoa; Chordata; Aves; Eurypygiformes; Eurypygidae
Gene: MBP
Product: myelin basic protein
Exons: 5
Coding region: 59-559 (166 amino acids)
Biological process (GO): myelination
Cellular component (GO): cell periphery; internode region of axon; neuronal cell body
Molecular function (GO): structural constituent of myelin sheath
Source: RefSeq, a predicted model, not a curated record
AGACGAGCUACAGACCAUCCAAGAGGACAGUGCAGCAGCUUCAGAGAACUCGGAUUUGAUGGCUUCGCAAAAACGCUCCUCGUUCCGGCACGGAUCAAAAAUGGCAUCUGCCAGCACUACAGACCAUGCCAGACACGGAUCGCCGAGGCACAGAGACUCGGGUCUACUUGACUCGCUGGGCAGAUUUUUUGGAGGCGAAAGACACGUUCCCCGGCGGGGCUCGGGCAAGGAUAUCCACGCAGCCAGGGUUAGCCACCACGUAGGCUCUCUCCCCCAGAGAUCUCAGCAUGGCCGGCCCGGUGAUGACAACCCCGUAGUCCACUUCUUCAAGAACAUUGUCUCCCCCCGUACGCCUCCCCCAAUGCAAGCAAAGGGUGGUGAAGGACACAAGCCAGGAUACGGAGGAAGUGGAAAAUUCUAUGAGCAUAAAUCUGCUCACAAGGGACAUAAGGGAUCCUAUCACGAGGGCCAGGGCACUACUCUUUCCAAAAUCUUUAAACUGGGAGGCUCUGGGUCCCGACCUGGGUCACGUUCUGGUUCACCAGUUGCUAGGCGCUGAAGCUCCGCGAUGCCAUCCGAGGAUCAUGUACUCCGCUUCAUAACGUAACGGCCUUAAAAUUAAUAACAGCUACAACAAUUACCUAGAUAGAUGCAAUCCAUUACUUAAUGCAAAUUAGGUUCCGCAUGCAGUAGAUGAUACAAACUUCUAUUGGCAAUCCCUGAGCAACAGUUGAAUGAAAGGAACGUAAAAAGUAGCCUUACUAGAUGUUUUCCUUAUUUUACGUGAAGUAACAAGAUCUCUGACUUGACUCGUUCUUCUUCAGGAUGCCCUAACUGUAUGCUGGACUUCAUUAUUUCUCCCAAGCAUCUAAUGUGAGCUCAAGUCUUCCGGUUUCGUUUUAGUGAACAUCAGAGUUACAAAUAAAGAGCUAAUGUCUUGCAUACUGAGCGCUGCUGUUGAUGAAUCUCUGAGACACUGCUGU